This is a messenger RNA of Kalmanozyma brasiliensis GHG001, 1386 nucleotides long. RefSeq names its product NADH:flavin oxidoreductase/NADH oxidase, N-terminal. Gene Ontology annotation, cellular component: intracellular anatomical structure. The coding region runs from base 1 to 1386 and encodes 461 amino acids. Gene Ontology annotation, molecular function: FMN binding; NADPH dehydrogenase activity; NADP binding. The transcript has a single exon. The record is from RefSeq and is a predicted model, not a curated record. NCBI's taxonomy places the organism in Eukaryota, Fungi, Basidiomycota, Ustilaginomycetes, Ustilaginales.
AUGCCGUCGCAUCAAUCGUCCGCCGCCGUCUCGUCGGACAUGAACACGUCCAACUUCGUCUCUGGGCUCACCGCCCCCCUCACCAACUCGAUCGACGCGCUCAAGAUCGAUCACUUUGUCCCUACGCGCGAUGGUCACCCGCCCCCGGGCUCGAUCCCGGACUCGAUCCUGCCUCAAGGCGUCUCGAAACCGGCUUUGUUUCAGACCAUCACCCUACCCUUCGCCAAGCCGGAGGGUGGCAAGAUGACGUUCAAGAACCGCGUUAUUGUCUCGCCCAUGUGUCAAUACUCUGCGGAAGACGGCCUGCCUACACCGUACCACAUUGCGCACCUCGGCUCGUUCGCGCUGCACGGCGUGGGCAACGUGAUGGUCGAAGCGUCGGGUGUUACGCCCGAGGGCAGAAUCACACCGCAGGACGUGGGACUUUGGUCGGAGCGUCACCGGGAUGCGCACAAAGCGUUGGUGUCCGUGUUGAAGUCAUUUACGGAUGGAUUGGGUGUGGGUGUGCAGCUGGCGCAUGCGGGAAGGAAGGCGAGCGACUGGUCGCCCUUCUACCGUGGCGAGAAACGGGAGAAGUACGUAACUCGAGAGGAAGGUGGGUGGCCAGAGGAUGUCGUUGCCCCCUCAGCCAUUCCGUACACCGAGGGAUCCGUCACUCCUCGCGCCCUGACGCUGGACGAAAUCAAGAAGCUCGAGGAGAGCUUCGUCCAGUCGGCACGAUGGGCCUUCGAAGCCGGGUACGACUACGUCGAGCUGCACGGCGCCCACGGCUACCUUAUGCACUCGUUCCUCAGCCCUCUCACCAACCACCGCACCGACGACUACGGCGGCUCUCUCGAGAACCGUACGCGAUUCAUGCUCAACAUUGCCCGUCGAAUCCGCGCAGAGUUCCCGCAGAAGGGCCUGUGGGUGCGCGUCAGCUCCACCGACUGGGCCGAGAACGCCGGUCACGGCGACUCCUGGACCCCCGCUCAGACGGUGGAACUAGCCAAAAUGCUGCAGGACGCCAAAGUCGACCUGCUCGACGUAUCCUCCGGCGGCCUAGUCCCAUUCCAACAAAUCACCCUCGGCGCAGGAUACCAGCUGUUCGGCGCGAAAGCCGUCAAGGAUGCAAUCAAGCAACUCGAACCCGAGGAAAGCAAACGCAUGCUCGUGGGCGCAGUAGGCAUGAUGGAGGGCAGCCACGAUUCGCCCAAUGGGCAGGAUAGGAGUCAGAUCGGCAGGUUGGCGGAAAAGUCGAUCGUGGAUGGAGAGUGCGAUGCCGUGCUCCUGGCAAGAGGGCUCAUGAGCUACCCGAGCUGGACGGAGGACGCUGCGGUCGCACUGACCGGUGUGAGGGCUGCGGGAAACCCACAGUACCAUCGAGUACACCCUGCGAAGAAGUAG